This is a messenger RNA of Puccinia graminis f. sp. tritici CRL 75-36-700-3, 1428 nucleotides long. RefSeq lists its product as uncharacterized. The coding region runs from base 110 to 919 and encodes 269 amino acids. Gene Ontology annotation, molecular function: CDP-diacylglycerol-inositol 3-phosphatidyltransferase activity. The transcript has 6 exons. Gene Ontology annotation, biological process: phosphatidylinositol biosynthetic process. Gene Ontology annotation, cellular component: Golgi apparatus; membrane. The record is from RefSeq and is a predicted model, not a curated record. NCBI's taxonomy places the organism in Eukaryota, Fungi, Basidiomycota, Pucciniomycetes, Pucciniales, Pucciniaceae.
UGUGCGGGCCGGCCAAGUUGAGAGUCCUAUGUAGUUCAACAAUAAUCAGAAGGAAGAGAGGAGACACAAACGACCCUCAACCAACUAAACCACCCCCGACACUAUCAGCAUGACCACCACAACCAACCAACCAACAUCGUCAUCAUCACCAUCAUCUCAGACACGAACGAGCACACAGCCCCUCCACCAUCAGUCCAACAUCCCAUCCACUUCAGAUGAGAAUGUGUUCUUAUUUCUACCCAAUUUGAUAGGGUAUACACGGAUAAUCUUAGCAGCAGUUUCGUUACACUUCAUGUCAUAUCACCCGAUCUAUUGCACGAUCGCCUACAUCAUCUCCCAACUACUCGAUGCGGUUGAUGGGCAAGUGGCGCGGAUGUUGGGACAGACGAGUAAGUUUGGAGCGGUUCUGGAUAUGGUCACCGAUCGAUGUACGACUAGCUGUCUGUUGUGUUUUCUGAGCUCGGUUUAUCCUCAAUGGGCGAUCAUGUUUCAAUCGUUGAUUGCAUUGGACUUUGCUAGUCAUUAUAUUCACAUGUAUAGCUCAAUGGUCGCUGGAUCUAAAUCUCAUAAGACCGUCUCCAAGAAACAAAGUAGAAUCUUACAUUCUUACUAUACAAAUUCAAAUACAUUGUUUUUAUUUUGUGCAGGAAACGAGCUCUUCUUUGUGUGUUUAUAUCUAGCGCAUUGGUACGCCGAACCGCUACUGAAAGGACACGAAUACCGCUCAUUAUCAAGAUCGAUGACGAGGACGGAUCGGAUGAUCAAUUCGAUCACCUUGCCCCAAUUGAUCGCCGUCUUGACCUUCCCGAUCUGUGCGGGAAAACAGAUCAUCAACGUCGUCCAGUUCUGGAAGGCUAGCAAGAGCAUCGUCGAGUCCGAUCUCGAGGAUCGUUGGAAGGCUCGCCAAAAGAAAUCUUAGAACUCGGUCCUACAACUACCUUACUUCAAAAAUCCUUACCCACUUAGCAUCUUCUUUUUAUUCUCAUAUUCUUCGUUUUCCCUUCAUCGAUUUCCUUUCGAGUCUUAAUCCUUUUUUCCCUCUUCUUCUUUUUUGAUCUGUCCUAUGUAAUGAAAAGAAGUACCCUCUUUUUCUCUCCCUCUCCCAUCCUCUCUCUCUCUCUCACACACUAUCUUCUCUUAUCUUAUCUUCCACCUCACUCUUCUCCCAUACAAUUUGCUUCCUUGACACUAAAUGAAAUCUUUUGAUCUUCAAAUCACAUGUUUUAACUCCCUUAUCUUUCCAAUCUAUAUGAAUACAUACAAGAUGAACAUAUAUUUCAAGCUGAUUUCCUUUCUUUUUUUCUCUUUUUAUUUUUUUUGGUUGUUUUGUGUUUCUGAUCUGAAUAUUGAUUAUCACCAUUUUACUUCCUUUUUUGAAUCGGUUCGGUAUACAUUAAACAGAUAGAAAGAUGCAUACAUAUACAAAUG